Molecule: messenger RNA, 2252 nt
Organism: Exophiala mesophila
Lineage: Eukaryota; Fungi; Ascomycota; Eurotiomycetes; Chaetothyriales; Herpotrichiellaceae
Exons: 1
Coding region: 366-1931 (521 amino acids)
Molecular function (GO): histone deacetylase activity
Source: RefSeq, a predicted model, not a curated record
CUUCGUCACAUCAUCACAUUGAAAGUCAUACUUCCAACGGUCCCGCGUCCCCGUGCUGAGUCAACCCGACACCACCAUAUACAGAAUCCCUUGUUCAUCAUUUGCGCGCAACACCAUUGAGUUGACACCAUCGUCGCCUGAGAUGGACACGAUACCUGCCUGAUACUAAGAUUCUUCACAUCUUGUUUUUCUGCGUCGGACAUUUCUUUUUCGUGGAAUAUCAGUAACUACCAGAUCUUGCGCAUUAUGAUCACCGGAAAGAAACUAGAUUCAUUUGUAUAUUCCAUCACCUUUACCUUUCAGUCUUGACGUGGACUCAUACCCAACACCACCCCCACGCGUUAUCAAACCCCGCCUUCCAAAUCAUGGCCCCAAGUUCCAUAGUCCAAGAAUAUGACUCGGCAAAGUCAUCAACCUUCAGUCUCUCGGCCAAAGUUCAACGUGAGGUCGAAAACAACGGCAUCACACGUCCAAAAGGAUACACGGUAUCAUGGCACUACAACCCCGAGGUUGAGGGCCAUCACUUUGGCCAAACUCACCCCAUGAAACCAUGGCGACUAACCUUGACCAAAUCUCUGGUUCUUUCUUACGGUAUGCAUACCGCUAUGGACUCAUACCUUUCUCGAGCUGCCACAAAGGACGAAAUCGCAGAGUUCCACAAGGAUGACUACGUCGACUUUCUCUCCAUCGCCACGCCCCAGAACAUAUACGAAAUGUACCCAGAACUCGCCACUGGCCCACAAGGCUACUCGUCUGCUAUUUACGGCGUGGGUGAUGAUUGCCCCAUCUUUGACGGUCUAUUUCGUUAUUGCAGCCUGUACGCCGGCGCAUCUGUUGAUGCCGCACGAAAACUAUGCAACAAACAAUCCGAUAUCGCCAUCAACUGGUCCGGUGGAUUGCACCAUGCUAAAAAAGCCGAAGCAUCGGGCUUCUGUUACGUUAAUGAUAUUGUCUUAGCGAUACUACAGCUCCUUCGUCAUCAUCCACGUGUGCUAUACAUCGAUAUUGAUGUUCACCACGGUGAUGGAGUGGAACAAGCCUUCUGGUCGACCGAUCGAGUCAUGUGUGUCAGCUUCCACAAGUACGACCGCGAGGUUUUCUUCCCCGGCACUGGGCCUCUUGAGUCAACUGGACCUCUUCACCCCGACAACCCUGGCAAAAACUUUACCAUCAAUGUGCCCCUGAACGAUGGCAUCGAUGAUGAAAGUUACGCCUACCUCUUCCAGAAUGUCGUUGACCCCUGCAUCAAAAUAUUCCAGCCCACAGCUGUGGUUCUCCAGUGCGGCGCCGACAGUCUAGGCCAUGAUCGUUUGGGCUGUUUCAACCUCAACAUCCGUGGCCACGGCCAGUGUGUGUCCUAUGUCAAGGGCUUCGGCCUCCCUCUUCUAGUCGUUGGUGGUGGUGGCUAUACACCGCGCAACGUCGCACGCGCUUGGGCACAUGAGACCAGCAUCUGCAUUGGCGCCGACAGCACCCUCAAUCCCGAACUUCCCGACCACACCCCUUACCGCGACGCCUUCCGCCGCGAAGGCUUUACUCUCUUCCCCAAUCUCAGCGGCUGGCGCAAAGAGAACAUGAACACCAAAGCCGACAUUGAACGCAUCAUCAAACACGUACGAGACCAGUUAAGCACUAUCCGCACGGCACCAUCGGUGCAAAUGAAGUACAUUCCUCCAGAUAUCCAGGGAUGGAGAGAAGAGGCUGAAGAAGAACUCCGGGCCAAAAGAGCCGAAAAGGAGGAGAAGAUGGAAGAGCGAGACGGCGCAGGCGGCCUAUUCGGCAAGUUAUCUAAGAGGAGAGAACUGGAAAGAAAUGGCGGCGUGCCUGGCGGAGGAGGUAAUGCAAACCUAGCGGCGCCAGCACUUGGUCCCACCAGUGGUGGAGGUCUUGCAGGAGGGCCAGUUGGCGGCGUCACGAGUGGAAGCGCAUAAAUCAGGGCGAUUACUGCCAGUUUGGGGACGAUAAAAGACGGCGCUCGGGAAUGAAAUAGGAAUGGAUAUCCUCUGCUUAGGUCAUUGUUGGAUGCUUUGAAGAUUCAAGGAUAUUGGUGCUGGAGGGCACUUGGACAUUUUUGCGACAGGUCAAACUCACGACAUGCAUGUUGAUGAAGAUCGACGUCUCCUCUUGCUGGCUAAAAAGAGAAAGACAGGCAUAUAGUUGCACAUGGAUGAGAGCAAGCACCGAGCUUAGAUCUUGUAUAGGUGCCAUUGUAUAGAUAUGCUGUGUGUUGUGCCGCGACAUUGCUUCCAGAG